This is a messenger RNA of Bombus pascuorum, 4972 nucleotides long. Its product is annotated as cilia- and flagella-associated protein 44. Bases 1 to 4770 code for a protein of 1589 amino acids. Gene Ontology annotation, molecular function: protein binding. The record is from RefSeq and is a predicted model, not a curated record. Lineage: Eukaryota; Metazoa; Arthropoda; Insecta; Hymenoptera; Apidae. The transcript is spliced from 22 exons.
AUGGCCGAUGGUGGCAAAUUUGAAUCUGUAAGUGGUGAAGAUCUAGGACAAAACAUAGAAUUAAAUUGGGAAGCUGAGUAUGAAAGCGUUGAGCAAAAAGAAGAAAAUUUUAACAUAAAUCAAGAGGAGGAAAAAGAGGAAUAUUCACUUAUUGCUCGAAAACCCAAUGAUGGAACUAUACCUGAAAAUAUUUUAGAAUUUUUUCAUUCUUAUGGAUAUAACUGUCGAAAGUAUUUCAAUCUUUGUGUAGUCGAUACAAAUACUAUUGCUUUCGCUGCUGGCAAUUUAAUUCAGUUUUUCAAUGUAAAAGAAAAUAAAAUGUGGUUUAAAAUAGGUUCUGUGGGUACUGGUAUUGGGCAUAUAUCGAAAAAUCCUAUUUUUGAACACAUUGCUGUUGGGGCAAAUGGAGAAAACCCUCUAAUAAAUAUUUUUAAUUGGCCACUUAUGAAAACUAUAAUUGUUCUAAAAGGUGGAACAACUAAACGUUAUUUUCAUUUAUCAUACAGUCCAGAUGGAUUAUUAUUGGCAUCACAAGGUGGCGAACCUGAUUAUUAUAUUUCACUUUGGAAUUGGAAAGAGUCAAACAUUAUUUUGCAAUGUAAAUCUUAUGUUCAAGAUGUAUAUAAUGUCACUUUCUCUAAAUAUAUUCCUGGCCAGUUAACGUCUAGUGGAAUAGGACAUAUUAAAUUUUGGAAAAUGUCUAAAACUUUUACUGGAUUAAAACUUAAAGGUGAAAUUGGUAAAUUUGGGAAUACUGAAAUCUCUGAUAUUAUAGCAAUUCAUCCCAUGCCAAACGAGACUAUUGUCUCUGGUUGUGAAUGGGGUAACAUACUCUUAUGGGAUGCAAGUUUAAUCAAAUUGGAAGCACGUAGAAAAAAUAAAGAGCCAGCACAUGUUGGCUAUAUCUCACAAUUUGAGUUGCUUAGCGGAGAAAUUAUAUCAGUCGGAUCUGAUGGAUGGAUACGAUUUUGGUUCUAUGAGACCAUAGACCAUGCUGAUCUUUCUGAUGAUGAACAAUUUCUUGAAAUUCAACCAAUUUACGAAUUUCAAAUUGCAGAGGGAAUAGAAAAUGCAAUGCUUAUGAGUAUCCAAAAGCAGGAACCAGAUAAUCCUGAAAAAACCAUGUGGUACGCUCAGGAUGGAAAUGGGGGACUGUGGCUACUUGACCUUUGUACUAGUAAAAAAGAACAUGUUCAACAAAAACUUUUUACAUGUCAUGCUGGUCCUAUUGUCGAUAUGGAUACAGCAGAUUGGGGACCCUUUGUAGCAACGCUUGAUAAAAAUGGAAAUUUGCAUAUUUAUAACUACAUAGAGAAAAAAUUAAAUCUGGUUUAUAAAUUUUAUGACACUAGUAGUCAAGUAAUUUGGCUUCCAUGUAAGAUUGAAAAAACAGGUUCAACACUCGUAUGUGCUUUUGAAAAUGGUAUUAUUAGGAUGAUUACAGUAACAAUACAAACAACAAAUACCGGAAAUGCAAAAAUGGAUAAUACAAAACUAAUUCAAGUUUUAAAACCACAUUCGAUGCCAAUUACUGUAAUGUCUUUAAAUACAUCUUGUAGCUUAUUAGUAACGGGCAGUGAUGAUGCCACCAUUUUUCUAUUUAAUAUUCAUACUACCAAUAAUUAUCCUACAAUUGCGCCUAUUGGCUAUGUAAGACUUCCAUCGCCUGCUACUUGCAUGACAUGGAAUCCCCAAGAAGAAGCAACUCUAUUAAUUGGAUGCUUACGAGGAGAUUGUAUGGAAGUAAAAUUGCCUAUGAUACCUCAGUCGUACACAACAACUUCUUAUGAAUUAGUUAAAUGUAGACCUGCAUCAUUUAAAUUUGAAUCAGUAAAGUCUGCAAUAGAAAGACAAACUAUAAAAGAAAAAUAUGAAGCAGAGAAAGAAGAAAGACUUAAAGAAAGGAGAAAAGAAAUGGAACGAUUAAUUGCUGAAAAUCCUCACAUUAUAAUUGAUGAAGAUACAUUUCUUACGGAGCUUGAUGAAAAAGAAAUGAUUCUCCCAGAAAUUUAUAUUCCAGAAAUUCCAAAUAAAGUUUUAAUAGCACAAUAUGGCAUUGAUGGAAACAUAUGGUUAUUUAUGGCUGGGUUUGAUGCAGGAUAUGUUUACGAAUAUCCACGUCCAUUAUCUCUAAAAUUAAAACAUAAUAAACCCAUUAGGAGUAGAAUAAUCGAACAUGCAAUAGACACAGAAAUACAUAAUUUCCUUUUUCAGAAAAAUAAGAAAUAUUUAUAUUUGGGAACACAAUAUGGACAGCUUUACGUCGUUAAAAUAAAGGACAAAGAUCCAUUAGAUUUUUCAGACUGUUGGAUUUUACAAACACAUGAUCAUUAUAAUGGACACAUCUCUAAUAUUUUAUUCGGUUAUAAUAAAGAAAUAUUGUUAACAUGUGGCCAAGAUGGAAAUAUAUUUUCUUUUAAAAUCAAUGAUGAUACACCAUAUGAGGAAUAUGAAAUACCAAAGUUAGAGUAUUCUCUUUUUAUACCUGAAAGUGUCGAAGAUAUUGAAGAUGCUGAUUAUCCAAAUUUGGAAGAAGUAAUUACUAAAAUAGAACAAGACAGAAUUUUUUCAGUUGCAGAGAAGAAAAAGAAAAAAGUACUUGAAAUCAUACAUGAUUUAACAGAAGAAUAUGUUAAAAUUAUUACAAGGAAUAAACAUCUCCUGCAUUCACAACGAAUAUCACAGUUUGAAGUGGAUCCGAGAAUAGUAGAAGACCUAGAACAACAACUGAAUACACAUAAAACCUUAACAGAACGAAAGCUACAAUUUGAAGUAGAAAAGAGGAAAUUAGAAUUACAAAAGCUUAUGGACCAUUUUGUUACAUCAAUUACUUACUUACCUUUUGCAGUGCAUGGUAUAUUAGAUGAAAGUAGAGCAGUAUAUUCUUUGAGAGAAUUACACCUAGAUACUGACAGCAUUUUAAAAUGUAUGAAAUUGCUGAAGGACAAAGAUGAGCAACAGAAAGCAGGCAGAAUAAUACAAGAACAGGUUAAGGAAGACAAACAGAAAUCAGAAGAACAAGAAAUACAAUAUUUGGAAGGACUCUUAGCUGAAGAUUUUGGCGAUUUAUCAUCUGGAUUAGGGUUACAAAUUAAUCGAAUGUUGUUAAAGUACAAGCAAAAGAAAGCUAGAUUGAUUGAACGACAGAAAGAAUGGCAAAAACUACAUGCAAAAAAGCCAAAUUUAGUUAAAAGUCGUUUGGAAGAUGCAGUUUUCCUUGAAAAAGCGGAACAAUCCAUUGGUGAAUACAAUUUGAAAAUGAAUGUAGACUUUAGUUUAAUGAAGAAAAAAGAAACUGCCGCCAUAAAAUAUAAACAACUUAUGGAUUGUAGAGAUAAGCUUCAUCAUUUGCGAGAGAACUUUAAUACAAAAUUGAAAACGAUUGCAUUGAAAAAAGAAAAGAUGCAGAAAGAAGUUAUUAAAUUAACAGAAGUUCUUAAAAAGAUUCACACAGAAAUUCCAUUAAAAAAUAUAAAACCUUUACCACAUCCACCAAAACUGUAUUUUGAUAUUGAAUUUCCUGAACAUAAUCUUGAGCUUCAGAAAUAUGUAUCUAUGUCGGAAAAGGUGCAACAAGUAAAACGCCAAAGACAAUCAUUAAUUAUAGAUCAAUUAAUAGAUCAUUCUGAUUUAGAAUAUGAAGUAUUAUAUUGUGAUGAUAAAGCUAUCUUUCACAAAGGACAAGAAAGUCUCUAUAUUCUUAUUUCUGCUUCACAAAUGAAAAUAAAGGAUCAUUCAUCCAUAGCUGGUGAUUUAAUUCGAAAUCUUAACAUAAAUGACUCUGUUCAAACUACCUGGGAACGUGAAAUGAAACGUUCUCGAAUGUGGCGAAAAAUAUAUGAACAAGAUUGUAUUUUACGAUAUAUCAGUGCCGAAUACAAACAAUUGGAAAAGGAUUUAGAUGAACUAGAAGAAUAUCGAUUAGACGUAGUAUAUCAAAGUACAUAUAUGAAUCUGAAUUUGUUAACUUUAUAUGAAGAAUUUAUGAUCCUGCGGGAAUCUGAAACAAUGGAACAUGCACUUGAAGAGAAAGUUAUUGAUAAAUCAAAUGAACGUGUUACAAUGAUGUUAAAGAUGCAAGCUACAAAUAUUAAUAUUGCUGCACGAGAAGAAGAAAUAAAAAAAUUGCAUAUAAAAAUUAAAGAUACUGCUACUGACUUUACAAAAGCUAUUGCUGAUAAUAAAUUUCAAAAUUUCCUUCAAAAAAUAUUCAAGAAAAAAUAUACAGCACUAAAAAGACAAAAUGGUUCUUUAGAUUCGAUUACACAAUCAUCAGAAACUAGUUCUGAAGAAACAGAUGAAACAAUAGAUUCUGAAGCUGAGUACAUUCCAUUUGAUGAAAAUAUCUGCCCAGUGGGCUGUGAUACACAAUUAUAUGACAUGGCAUUUUCUAUGAGAGAAAAACGAUAUACAUAUGAAUUGCAAAUCAGAGAAGAACAAAGAGAAAUAGAAUUAUUGCAGAAAGAAUUAGAUACUGAUAUCAAACAUUUAAGAAUUAUUGAAAGUACUUUAAAAUACAAUGAAGAAGAACUGCAAAAUUUUGUGCUGGAUAAGCAAAAAAAAUUAAAUGAAAUUAAUGUAACAGUCAUAUUAAAACUUCAUCAAUUACAGCACAUAUUAGACUCUGGAUGCACUGCAAGCAUUCAAAAUUGUAUAGUUUUUAAUAAAAAAGAAUUAGCGAAUUUAUAUGCCAGAGUCGGAGAAUUGCAAGAUGAAACAUACAACUUAGAAGAAACACGCAAGUAUACUAAAAAAUAUAAUAGUUUCUAAAAACGGAAUAUAUUUAUGGUUUAUUGCAGGAAAAAUGAAGUACAUCUAAAACGAAUAAAAUUGGACUUAAAAUAUAUGGAAACUCAAAAUAAGAGGCUGAAGGAACACAUUAAAGAAAAAAUGAUACAAAAAUUUGGUUGUAAAGUGUCUUUGAUUAACCUUUAUCAGACUAUUUUACAAAGAUUAAUUUAUGAUACAAAAA